CGAGAGAAGUAACAGCGGAGCCGACGCAGGGCGAGUGCCAAAUCACAGAUACAGGAAAGUAGCGUCCCGCUCGCCGCCGGCCUGUGUGCAUAAACGCGUGCAGUUUAGGCAUACCGUUCACACAACCCACUCCUAACAUUUGACCAAGACCUGACGCCGUCCAGCUUUUCAAAAACCGAAACCCUAUGAGCACCAGCGUCAGGCAUAAACUAAACACUCGAGCGACAUCACAUUCAACAUUCACAUCAACGAAUCUAACACGACGACCCACAAACUGGCAAAAACGUUGAUGGUGGAUUAAGUUAGGAAAAGUUAUGCUUGUGUAGCCUAAUAGAAUCAAAAAGCAAAUUACCAAUAGGGGAAACAAAGUGUCCCUCGUCUUUACUUGUUAAACCAUCCGGACCGGUACACCAAGUUUUAACCACUCAAAACAUUUCAUUAGUCACAGAGUGAGACAGCAUGAAUGUAUGUACAGGUUAAGGAUGUGAUUGCCACAACCGGUCAGACCUGCAAACUGUGAGUGGGCGUGGGGGCUCAGGCACGGCGAUAAAGAGUUGCCUUUACACAACUUUGUUGUCAUAUUGCAAUGUGAGGGACUCCGAUCUGAGAGCAGAACCCGUUGGGAACAAUCCUGCUAUAGCAGUUUGAACACGCGCAUUGUUUUAUAAGACUGGUAUGAGACGGAUACGACAGAACAUUUUCUUACUUUGUGCCAUUUUAUGUGAUUGCGGUUCGUAUUGUUUUUGUUUAACCUGUUAUACAGUUGGCAAGUGUGCUUCCAUCUUCGUAUAAAAAUCGGAAAGAUAACAAGUACGACAUAGGCUAAGUCUAUAUUUUAAAGUAGGCCUAUUAUUUUAAGUCGUCGUUUAACUGUAAAAACGUUCAUAGUAGGGAACACUGUAUAGCCAACACAGCGGCACAAAUUCGAGAGAGUUUAAGUACCUCCUGGUCGUCUGGUCAACAUUUGGAGCGUCGCUAUGGAGAUGCGUGACAGACAGGACCUGACGCGGAGAUAUCCUCACCCGUUCGUGCACGAGCUGCAGCUGACCACCGCGCAGAAAGUACGGGCGGCAGUGUUGGGUACAGUGCUGUUCCCUCUGCGUGUGGGACUGGCGGCGCUCUUCUUCCUGAUCAUGUGGCCGAUCGCUCGCCUGCGAUUCGCCGGGCUGUCGGAGGAGGAGCGGGCACAGCCGAUCCAGGGAUGGCGGCGCUGGCUGCUCCACACGCCAGUCCUCCUGCUCAGCCGUGCGGUCUUUUUCUCUCUGGGCUUCCUGUGGGUCAGGGUCAAAGGUCGGCAGGCGGCUCCGGAGGAAGCGCCCCUGCUGGCCGUCGGGCCUCACAGCAGCUUCCUGGACAUCCUGGUGGUGUUGCCCACCGGCCUGCCCACGGUGGUGUCCCGCUCAGAGAACGCCACGCUGCCCGUCAUCGGGGCUCUGCUGGAGUUUAACCAGUCUCUGCUGGUACGCAGAACAGAUCCAGACUCCAGGAGGCAGUGUGCUGCUCAGCUUAGAGAGAGACUCACAUCCAACGGCCGCUGGCCUCAGAUGCUCAUAUUCCCAGAAGGCACCACUACUAAUGGUACAGCGCUCAUCAAGUACAAACCUGGGGCGUUCAUGGCAGGAGUGGCAGUUCAACCUGUAUUACUACACUACCCCAAUAAACUGGACACAGUACGCUGGACUUGGAAAGGGACCAGCUGGGUGCAGGCACUGUGGUACACCACCUCUCAGCUGUACACCAAUAUUACUGUAGAGUACCUGCCAGUCUAUACUCCCUCCCAGGAAGAGAGAGCUGACCCCGCCCUCUACGCUGAAAAUGUGCAGAAGCUCAUGGCCCAGGCUCUAGGGAUCCCUGCCACAGAUUAUGUGGUGGAGAGCCAGGUGCCAGUGAGGAAGCUGGGCUGUCUGUCCCUCCCCACAGAACCACCUGCAAGAAACGCUCUGCGCCUACUGCAGCAUGCUGGUGUAUCAGAUAUGGUGGGCAUUUUGAAUGUGAUGAUUGACAGGAGUCAGUCAGGCCAGGAUGGGUUGAUACAUUCAGAUCAAUUGACCUCACUGCUGGGACUGACGGACACUCAGACAGCCACACAGAUCUGUGCCCUGUACUCCAAGGGGGAGCAUGUAGAACUGAGGCGGUUGGCAGUGGGUUUGGCUGCUGCCUCAGGGCUGCUGCAUGUGGGCUCUCUGAUUGACACGGCCUUCACUCUCCAUGAUGGAGGCAGUAAAGGCAGUCUUACUGCAGUAGAGUUUGGAGACCUGCUGGGGGCGCUGGUGGGCUGCGCUCAGCCUCAUUAUGCUCAGCUGUACAAAGAGAUGUCCAGCAGGAGGCAGCCGACCCGCGACGAUCUGCAGGCAUUACUGACAGAACACCCCACCUAUCAGAAACUACUUUCUCAAUACUUCCAGCCUGAGGAGGCGGGACAAGCUGACACCACGCCCUUGGCCAAUGAGAAAACAAAGAGUCACAACAAGGCUUUGAAAAAUGGGACAGCUUUAUCCAAUAAGAAAGCAGACUGAGAAUUUCAUCCCUGUAUAGGUGUUUAUUUGUGUGUGUGCAUGUAUGUGUAAAUACCUCAGUAUGAGUCUGUACGGAUGCCACUGUGUAUGACUGUAUGUAUGUUAGUAUAAAAUAUUGUGACAAAAUGCAGCUCAGGGUUUACUAAAUGAAAUUAUUCUAUUUUAUCAGCUGUGUAAUUUUAUGGUAGUUUUGUACAAAGGUCUGACCGUCAGAUUUUCUUUCUAAUUUGUUUUAUUUGUAAGUAAUUUUUAUUAAUUGUUCUACAUGUGUGAAAAUGUUUGGCCUCAUAAUAAAUGAAACUGUACAGAAUGGAAA
Messenger RNA from Anguilla rostrata (American eel), 2832 nucleotides. It is a transcript of the gene lpcat4, whose product is annotated as lysophosphatidylcholine acyltransferase 4. Gene Ontology annotation, molecular function: 1-acylglycerophosphocholine O-acyltransferase activity; lysophosphatidic acid acyltransferase activity. Bases 978 to 2516 code for a protein of 512 amino acids. Lineage: Eukaryota; Metazoa; Chordata; Actinopteri; Anguilliformes; Anguillidae. The record is from RefSeq and is a predicted model, not a curated record. Gene Ontology annotation, cellular component: endoplasmic reticulum. Gene Ontology annotation, biological process: phosphatidylcholine acyl-chain remodeling. The transcript is spliced from 13 exons.